Photinus pyralis (common eastern firefly) is the source of this 3432-nucleotide messenger RNA. RefSeq lists its product as uncharacterized. The transcript has 4 exons. NCBI's taxonomy places the organism in Eukaryota, Metazoa, Arthropoda, Insecta, Coleoptera, Lampyridae. Gene Ontology annotation, molecular function: DNA helicase activity. The record is from RefSeq and is a predicted model, not a curated record. Bases 1 to 3432 code for a protein of 1143 amino acids. Gene Ontology annotation, biological process: telomere maintenance; DNA repair.
AUGCGUCGUAGAUAUGGGUUUAUGGGUAUCUUUGGAAAGCUCUCGAUGGGAAUUAGGGGGAAAUCAACUCACGCUAGCGAAGUUUACGCCUUUUACGAUGACGAAGCCGUUCAGAACGACAACGUUUCGAUGAGAGAGUUCUACAGAUACUAUUGUGCGAUUCGCGACGAACCGACGGGAGAAACGCACUUUUUAUUUCCGUACGGUAACAUAGCCCAAGAGUAUAUGUUGGAUCAAAGCGUCAAGGUGGAUCAACAACUCUACGAAUUUAUUAAGAAAAAUUACGACACUUUGUGCACCACGGCGACGGAAGUGCGUGAUUAUUUACAAAGAGAACUCAGAAAAACCGAUCCGAAUAAAACGUUAGGGAAAGUGUUGCGCCUCACGACAAGCGUCGUCGGUUCUCCCGCGUGGUAUCAGCAGUACUUCCACGAUUCGAUGGCGAUGUUUCAACGCAUAGGUAGACCGACUUUUAUGACUACGACGACGAGCAACCCGACCUGGAAAGAGGUCAAAAACAGCAUGAUGAAAAAUCAAAACGUCGUCGAUCGUCCCGACGUAUUAUGUAGAGUAUUCGCGAUCAAGAUUAACAUGAUGCGAGACCUUAUAGAAAAGAAACACAUUUUCGGUAAACCGAAGGCUUUUCUAGAAGCAUUGGAAUUCCAAAAAAGAGGCGGUCCUCACACUCAUCGCUUGAUUUCGGUCGAUUGUCCUCAUACGCCCGAAUUCGUCGACGAAUACAUUUCGGCGGAGAUACCGGUACUACCUCCGGCGAGUGACAAGAGCGAAAAAGCCGAAAUGCAAAGAAGGCUACACGAUUUGGUGAUAAAAUUGCAAAUUCACACCUGCAACUUUCAUUGCCUAAACGAAAAGAAAAAGUGUUCGAGAGGUUUUCCAAAGAGAUACUCGAACGUGACGAUAAUUUACGAAGAUAAACCGGCCGUAUACAAACGCAGAUCACCCGACGAUGGCGGCACCUUUCAUCGCACGACAAACGGUCGAGUAAUAACGAAUGCUUGGGUAGUUCCGUACAAUCCAGCUUACCUUUUGGCGUUAGGUGCUCAUUCGAACGUAGAAUUCGCAUACGGAGACGCUGCCUGCAAAUAUCUGAUCAAGUAUCAUUUCAAGAUGGGAAACUUUGCAUACGUCCAGAUCGCCGAGGGCAAUACCGACGUCGUGGAUUACGACGAGACUUGGCGCAUCAUUCGAAUGUCCCACACCGUUUAUCGUCUGAACGUACACCUGGAAGGCGAAGGACCGCAGUAUUUUAGACGCGGCGCGGAAGACAAAGUCAAAGCGAAAAUAUUCGAAGGCAACGCGAAACUUUCGCAACUCGAGAUGUUCAUGAAACAAUGUUUGGAAGAGUCGCGACAGCAAAUAAGCGAAAUUCGAAACGUCACCUUCGCCCAACUACCGGAAACGCAUUGGUUUAACCAAAAGACCAACCGAUGGCAAAAGAGAAAACGAGAAAGAAAAAUUGUAGGUCGUUUGUAUCCCGUUUUGCCCAAUCAUACAGAAAAGUUCGCCUUAUAUCAACUGCUGCUUUACAAGAAGGGCCCGCUGGGCUGGGAUGAUUUGAAAACUCCUCCCAAUAGCACGACGCCCUGUAAAACGUUCGUCGAAUGUGCAAAAUUGAUGGGUCUUCUGGACGACAUCGAAAUCUGGCGCAGAACCCUGUUCGAAGCUAGCAACGUAGGAAAUCCGAGAACGAUGAGAAAUUUGUUCGCCCAAAUCUUACUGCUCGGUUACGUCGCCGAUCCGCUCGCUUUGUGGAACGAGUUUUUGCCGCACAUGUACGACACGAGAAACUUGCGACAGAACGACGAGAUAGAAAGGUCGCGAAGAAUUAACAUAGCUCUUUGUCUACUCAAUCGACUGCUCGGGCAUCACUUCACGAACAACGCGUUCUUUCACAUUCCGAUGCCGGAAAAUUACAACGCCGUUUGCGACCACGAAAACGAGUUUUUCUUCGGCCAAAAUCGCGCACUGGACGGCGAAAACGAGUCUGAUCCUACACUGGCGGAGUUUCCGUUACAACGCAGAAACGACGACGCCAUAGAGACCGAAGACAUAGGCAAUUACGCCACUUUGGCGAGUUACCUACGCCUAAACGAGGAGCAAAAGAUCGUCGUAGACAUCGUCGUUCGAGCGAUGCAAAGUUCGCCGUCGGACGCCACGACGCCGAGACUCGUCUUCAUGAACGGUGCCGGAGGCACGGGCAAGACGUUCGUUUACAAAACGAUCAUCGACAUGUUCAUCAAAUACAGAAGGUACGUCAUCAUGACGGCGAGCACCGGAGUAGCCGCCCAACUCCUGCCCAGAGGGAUGACGGUGCACAAGGCCUUUAGCAUACCACUAGAUGUCCUCGACGUCAACAAGAUUCCGUCGAUAUCCGGUGGCAGCGUGAUGGCGCAAAGAAUUCGGAAAUCGGAAGCGAUAAUUAUCGACGAGAUAAGCAUGCUGCGCACAAAAACGUUCUUAGAAUGGUCAACGAAGCUUGCAAAAACGUCGAAGCGAAUAACGAGACGAGAAAGCUACCGUUCACCGGUCGCGGCCUCCGUGAAAAACUCCGAAAUAUUUAGCCUAUUCCAUCAGGUGAAUCUUACGAGAAACUUACGCGUCAAUGCCAACGAGGUAGAGUUCGUCGAUAUGCUCGAGCGCAUCGGUAAAGAUAGCGACAACUCCGGCGAGUUUCAAAUACCGCAGGAAAUGUUGGUUAACAGCGAGGACGAACUUAUCCGAUUCAUUUAUCCGAACGUCGAAUCGCUUCAAGUCGAAAAGGAGGUCGCGAACAAACUAAUAAUGAGCGCGAGACGCGCCGACGUCAGGCGAUUAAACGACAAAAUUUUAAACAUGCUUCCGGGCGAAGAACGCGAGUAUCUGUCCGCCGACCAGUCGUUAGUCGAUAAUCCCGUAUUGGACGUACACGCGGCCAUACACGACGUCGCAUUCCUAAACGACGAAAAUCCUUCGGGAUUUCCUCCUCACAGGUUAAGGCUCAAAAAGCACUCUAUCGUCGUUCUAAUAAAAAAUGUAGACGUCAGACAGGGCCUGGCGAACGGCACGCGCCUGUUCAUUACCGAUUUAGGUGAUAACAUAAUACACUGUAAAAUCGCGGUAGGCCCUUACGAGGGAAGAACGUGCGCUCUGGCGAUGUUACCUUUCGUUUACGAGGACAAACGACCCGACGGUAACGGUCUUCAUUUUAAAAGAACCCAAUUUCCCGUCGAUCUCGCCUACGCAUUGACGAUUAACAAAUCGCAGGGUCAGACGGUUAAUAAAGUGGCGUUGCUACUAACUUCUCCGCUAUUCAGUCACGGCCAGCUAUACGUGGCGAUGAGUAGAGUGCGCACGGCGUCCUCCAUUAAAAUUUUUACAAGCGAUCGCAACUCGAAAGUGCGAAAUAUCGUGGCGAAAAGUAUUUUCAAUUGA